This is a messenger RNA of Phoenix dactylifera (date palm), 3559 nucleotides long. Its product is annotated as ARM repeat superfamily protein. NCBI's taxonomy places the organism in Eukaryota, Viridiplantae, Streptophyta, Magnoliopsida, Arecales, Arecaceae. The record is from RefSeq and is a predicted model, not a curated record. Gene Ontology annotation, molecular function: protein binding.
GGGAACCAAAAACAAAAAUAUUGAACGAGUCAUUUUCAGGGUUCCUUUUCAAAGUGCCGAAGAAGGUAUGAACUUCCAAGUCUCUCCCUCUAUUACAUGGAAAAGAGACGCCGUCUUCGUCCGGGGACGACUCUUCUCUCUUCUUCUCUGUUUCUUCUCCUUUUUAUUUCCCUUUUCCCGGUUUUGCCCUCUUCGCGCCAUGAAGUCACCGGAAAACCCCGACCCACUCGACAACUGCCGCCGCCUCCUGGCCUCCACCGCCUCCGCCGCUUCCGCCGUCGAGUCCUUCCGCGGCCGGUGGUCAGCCGUCGCCGCCACCCUCGGCCGCCUCCGUGACGCCCUCAACGACCUCUCCGACCUUCCCUCCCACUCCCACCCUCUCGCCGCUGACCUGCUCCGCUCACUCUCUCAAACCCUCUCCCUCACCCUCCCCCUCGCCCUCCACUGCCGCUCUCCCGACCCCCCCGCUGGCAAGCUCCGCACCCAGAGCGACAUCGCCGCCGUCGCCGCCACCCUAGCCCAGCUUGCCGCCGACGCCGACCUCCUCCUCCGCACUGGCGCUCUCCUCGACCCCCCGACCCCGCCGCAGGCGACGGCUGCGGCGGCCCCUGGGACCUCCCGCCGGGAAUCUGUCCGCUCCCAGGCAAGGAGCCUCGUGACCCGCCUUCAGAUCGGGAGCCCGGCGUCAAGAAUCACCGCGUUGGAUUCCCUCAUCGCGCUCCUCCGGGAGGACGACAAGAACAUCCUGAUCGCGGCCGCCCAGGGGGUGCUGCCGGCCCUGCUCCGCCUCCUUGACUCCUCCUCCUCCGGCGGCGAGGCCCGGGCCAAGGCCGUGGCCGUAAUCGCAAGGAUCGCCGCCGUCGAGAGCUGCCGCCACGUGCUGGUCGCAGAUGGCGCCCCCCUUCUGCACCACCUUGUCCGCACCAUCGAGUCCGACUGCGGCGGCCCUGCCGCCCGGGAGCAGGCCUGCGCCGCCCUCCAAACCCUGACCCUUGCCAAGGACAACGCCAUGGCCGUCGGCUCCCGCGGCGGCAUCGUCGCCCUCCUCGAGAUCUGCUGCGACGGCACGCCCUCCGCCCAGGCCGCCGCUGCCUGCGUCCUCAAGAACCUCGCCGGCGUCCAAGAACUCAGGGAGAACUUCCUGGAAGAGAACGGCGUCCCCGUCCUUGUAAGGCUUUUAGCUUCAGGGACUCCUCUUGCCCAAGAGAAUGCAAUCGGGUGCCUCUGCAACCUUGCCGCCGGUGACGAAGGUGAAAGCCUAAAGCUUGCAAUUUUCAAAGAUGGCGGCUUGGAUUGCCUCAAGAACUACUUGGAAAGUGGCGGCAGUGGCAAUGACCGAAGUCUUGAGCCGGCCAUCGGAUUGUUGCGCAAUUUGUCAUCUUUCCGGUACAUUGCGGAGCUCGCUGCCUGCGCCGGCUUCCUUCUGCAGGUCAUCGCAGCAUUGGAUAGCACCACAUCGGGCACGAGAUCAGAAGCGGCAAGAGCAAUCUCAGAGCUGGCGGUGGUGGGGAGAACGAGGAAGGAAUUGGGGGAUGCGGUGCCUCGGCUGAUCAGAAUGUUAGAAGCCAAGGUGGCGGAGGAGAAGGAGGCUGCAGUGAAGGCAUUGGCCUCACUUGUGUCAUUCCCCAGGUUCCGGAGGAUAUUUCGGAAGGAGGAGAGGGGGGUCUUCAAUGUGGUUCAACUCCUUGAUCCCUUGGUUUGGAACGUCGAAAAGAAGUACCCUGUUUCAGUAUUGUUAUCACUCUCACAGUCGAGGAGGUGUCGGAAGCAAAUGGUGGCAGUGGGGGCAUGCGGGUUUCUGCAGAGUCUUGCAGCAAUGGAAGUCGAAGGGGCAAAGAGGCUCCUCGAGAGCUUGGGAAGGGGGAAGCUAUGGAGAGUGUUUCCGAGAACUUGACGAGAUGGGAGGAUUCGGACCUGGAUGCUCCAAUCUAUCGAACGAGAUGCCUUACCGGUGCAAAUCUUUUAAGCUCUACUGUGGUGCAUCUUUUUCGCAACCGACCUCACACUGUACCUCUCUUCCUGCUGCCAUGCCAUAUCCUUGCACUGAAGCUCAUAACAAUCUAUUCAUCUGCUUAAGUGUGCUCAUCUAUAUUUUGCAGCUUAAUCCUUCAACGGAUUCAUUAGGCAUAACACUUGGGACUUCAGAAUGUUAUCUGAAUUAAGAGGUUGCGCAACACAAUUGGCAGUAUACAAAACAGAAGCUUCUGAACCAAAAUUAUUGUUCAGUGCAAGAUGAUCUUUGGUGAUGCUAUAGUCUCUUAUAUAGGCCACAUUAAAUUGGGUGCACCUUCUUUAUAAUCUCAGAUAUCUAAAAGUCUCGUACUCUUCGGGUUUCUUGCAUUUAUAUGGCUUUACUUCCUUGUUGGCUUGAUCCAAACCCCUGUGUAUCAUCUUUCCCAUGGAAUCAUCUUGUAGUGACUUUCUGUGAGUUCAAUUGUUUGUCUUCAUCUGUUAGUUAGGUUAUUCAUGAAUCAAGUUAUGCCCUUCGUAGAGUAAUCGAAUCGUUCAUGAAUCAAGUAAUUUCCUUCAGCUCAUCAAGUGGAACAUUUUCAUUUGCUGAGGAUUAGUGAAACCUUUCGCUUUCCUACCAACCAAUGGUGGUCUACAGUUAGGUAGAGAGUAGUUGUUAAUCAUAGUAUAAAACCAUAUUUUGAAAUUAUUCUAGCAGUAGCAUCCCAGUUUUCCAAUAUGAUGUGGUCAUGAUAGCAAAACAUUUUGUCUGUCUUUGCUGCAAUUUAAUCUAGUCGGAAAUCUGGAUUCUAUUGCUAAUUUAUUGCAAAUGUUAACAUUGAAAGAUUUCCAUGCUCUUCCCCCUGCCCAUCAAGGCAUCUGAACUCUGAACUGCCUAAGUGUGUUAUGUGUAGCAAUUUUAGCUUGCAUUACAGGUUCUAAAUUGCCUGCCAAUAUAUCUAGAGUAUUUUAGCCUGGCAUGGGCAGGCUAAUUCUUCAAGCCCAUGCCUAGCCCAUAGUCUAAAGAGGUCAGACCUGGCCGAAGCCAGGCUCAAUAUAUCUGGAUUGAGCUAGCUCGGGUUGAGUCUCCACGAUUUAUUUUGCAUCUGGUCCAGGCUUUUUGGGCACCAUGAUAUAAAUCAUUCACAAAUGAAGCUGGUCCUUGUCCCUCCCUUCUUUUGAUUAAUGCAAUGUCAUCACUAGAUACUAGCACUUUGCAUCACAUGUAACCCUAACAAUAUGUUGUUUGUAGUUUGUUACAUAUUUUUACAUUUCAAGGUAGAUUGGAUCCUGGCAUGUCUUAAUUACUUGUUGGAUAUCAUAAACAUAUAUUUCAUUUGCUGUUUAUAUGCCAGAUUUAUUGCCAAUUAUGCAUAAAUAAAGACUUCUACACCCACAAAGCAACUCAAUAAUAUUAGUAUUGAGAAUGCAGUUAAUAUGAUAGAAAUGAAUGCUAAUAUUUGUCACAUGCUUACAUUUGGUAGGGGUAGAUUAUUAGGCUUGGUGGAGGUAGAUUAAUUGUUCUGACCAUGGAUACACAAAACUACUAGAAUGGGAUAGCGUCGUCAUCAUACCAUACCGAUGCAAAAUCGAUACGGGUAUUGCACCG